Messenger RNA from Chara braunii, 3030 nucleotides. The record is from the annotation of a GenBank genome assembly. Lineage: Eukaryota; Viridiplantae; Streptophyta; Charophyceae; Charales; Characeae.
GCGCGUUUAGUGGGUACGCACAUCCAACGCACGAGAGAGUAAGUGAGAGGUGAGGUGACGAAGGCGAUCAUUGUGUGAAGCAUUGUCGUUAGGAGGAGAAUACGAACGAAUAGUGUGGUGAGUGGACGCCCCGCGCCGACACGGUGGUUGGAGUGGCUGCGUUGCGACGCUUGCUUGGCAUUACGCGUGCGCGUGGCUGAGGGGGUCGAUUUUUGUACAGGGUGCGAGUGCGCGGCUGACAGACGUGGUGGCAGGAGGCAGGUUGUAGUAGAAGCGGGUGCGUUCGACAGGAAGGAAGGGAGCCGCACAGUCGCUAUGGCGCCGCGGCAGCAGAAGAGCGGGAGUUCGGGUCCUGCCAUUGGGAUUGACCUGGGGACGACGUACAGCUGUGUGGGCGUCUGGCAGCAUGAUCGCGUAGAGAUCAUCGCCAACGACCAGGGUAAUCGUACGACGCCGUCCUAUGUGGCUUUCACCGACACGGAGCGAUUGAUUGGCGAUGCUGCGAAGAACCAGGCGGCCAUGAAUCCGGCAAACACGGUGUUCGAUGCGAAACGGCUGAUCGGGCGCAAGGKGAGCGACCCGUCUGUGCAAGCGGACAUGAAGCUGUGGCCUUUCAAGGUGGUGGCCGGCAGCGGGGACAAGCCCAUGAUCAGCAUCGGCUACAAGGGAGAGUCCAAGCAGUUCGCCCCCGAGGAGAUAUCGUCGAUGGUGCUGACGAAGAUGAAGGAGACCGCCGAGUCGUACCUGGGGAAGGAGGUGGGGAACGCGGUGAUCACGGUGCCGGCGUACUUCAACGACUCGCAGCGGCAGGCGACCAAGGACGCGGGCGCCAUAGCGGGGCUGAACGUGCUGCGGAUCAUCAAUGAGCCGACGGCGGCAGCCAUCGCGUACGGGCUGGACAAGAAGGACAAGGCGGGCGGGGAGGCGAACGUGAUGAUCUUCGACCUGGGAGGCGGGACGUUCGACGUGUCGCUGCUGACGAUCGAGGACGGCAUUUUCGAGGAAAACGUUGUUAUUGUUAUUAGCACUUGCGGGGUGCGUUUGAGACACUCUUGCGUCGGAGGGGUUUGGGUUGGGCUGUUCACAGAGUGGUAGGUAGGUAGGUAGGUAGGGAAAGGGAGACGACGGAGAUGUGGAGGGAGAGAGAGACAUCUAACAAUGUGCUUGGAGGUCUGGUUUUGGCGAUCGCUGGCACCGCCCGUAGWGUAAUUGGCCACGUCGGCGAGGUCUGGUUGUGGCGAUCGCGACGUCGGCGACGCGGCUAUGCUCAAGACGCAUCGCUGUUCGUUUGGGCGAUGAUUUACAAUCGCGAUCAAACACACUGCUGGUGGGUCGUACGCCACCAUAUCGAGCGGCUGUUUUUUCUGUUGAAACCAGAUCGAGGGAGGGAUUCUAGCGGGAGAAAUUGGCGGCAAAUCUAAAGGGGGAAUUGCGAGCAUCUUAAUUCUUCAACUGGUAUCGAAUGGAGUGCAGGCAGGUGAUCGUUGAGACAGGAGGAUCGUUGGUAGAUUUGCGCCGAGGAAAGAAAGCAGUGGCAAGAGGUGCAUUUGUAAGUUUGUAAUUAUUAUGACUAUCAUUCAAUUUGGCAAAGCCCUCAAUGUGCAGGGCUGCGAUGAUGGGUCUGAUUCUAUCUGCUUGCCUCAAUGUGCGGGGCUGUGAUGAUGGGUGUGGUUCUAUCUGCUUUCAUCUUUUGUCCUCUUUUACUCUUUCGUUUUUUUUCUCCUUMUCUCCUUCUCUCUUUCUCUCUCUCUUUCCUUUGCUCCUUCCCCCUACGCCUGAGUCGUAACCGCUAAUAAAGAAAUGGCACCACGACAUUCCGCGGCAUUUUCGUUGAAGAGGGGCGGAGAAGAGAAAUGAUUUGUACAUAUGGCGGCAGUCGGAUUGUGUUUUCUGCGUUACUCUGCGAUCAGCCGGGUUGAAGGUCACUCCUUAUUGUUGAGUCGGUUGAUUGUGAACAGUAGUUAAAAAGUGGUGGCGAUUGACGACAAAUCAGUCAUUUCACAUCCAUCCAUGCUGAUUGAACUUAACGCCGCGGUGAAAUUCCUGUGGGGCGGAAGGCUGCGCAGGCUCGCACGACUGAGCAUUCGUUCUCGACUGUGCGUACAUCGCGCUGUACAUAACUCUUCGGAGCUGCUCGACGAUCCGCCGUGGUUCGGUUUCAGAYCUGCAUAGCAUGCGCCUCAUAAACCCUCUUGUGAAUAGGUACAAAGAUGGCCUCCCAUUUCCUCAGCUACGCUCUCCAGGAGUGAUCAGCUCCCUUUGCGGCAAGGAUAAUGAGCUUUGUCGAGAAGCGGUGUGUGGCGCUGYUGCCGGAAUCUGUGGAGGAUUGCGGAGGUCGUCCCUUGGAUGUGAAGUAGGCAGAAUGCACAUGCCUGCACGUGACAGAUUUCAACGCAAUGUAAUGUGUACUCACUAAUCAACUGAACGAGGCACAUGAUUAUGCCGCCGAGCUAACCCCACACGACAGGACGCAGGGACAAGUUUUCGGAUCCUCAUUGGAAGGCAUGGUUUACUUCACGAUGCUGUAUGCAAAGGAAAGUGAUCCCUCCAUAUUCAAAGGAAAAGCAGCUGCAGGCUGUGCAAAUGCACAGAAGACGCGCUAUACACAGAGAAUUGGGGUAGAGCUUGGAAAAGAUAAUGCUAGAUGUGAGGGCACGCAGAGAAUUGGGGUAGAGCUUGAAAAAGAUAAUACUAGUUGUGAGGGGGUUGCCACGUGGCAUCUCAUUCAAGGGUAAGCCACAUGUCUUGCUUGAUAGGAGCUGCAUGAUUAGUGUCUGACUUUACUUCGGCGGUCAUACUACCAGCAAUCACCGUUUCUGGUCAUAUGCGGAUUCGGAGAUACCGGCGGUUGUUCAUCUUGGCGAUCUACGGCUACAGCGCAUCUUUUUUUUUCUUUUUUUUAAGGACUCAGGCUUGAUGUGGAGAACGGACAAUUGAGAGUUGUGACAGCGGGUCGGUCGGCAGAUAGGCAAGAUGUAAAUAACUGCAAUUGUCUAGAGGCGGCGGGUUUCUAUCUUUGUGACUAAAAGA